GACCAGGCCUGCUGGACAGCGGCGCUGUCUCAGGGGGUGGUGUCCUUACGCUGCAAGGCGAGGGACCUGAGUGGCCCUCGACGGUGGCCAAGGGCUCGUGCUCCAUGCCGGCCCUGCUGUGAGCCUUCCCUGCAGAAGUCACGGGGUGAUCCGGGCGCCUCGAAAAGAAUCCCCGAUUGCCGCCCCAAAGAACCCAGGCUUCGGAGAAUUGCCUGGUCCAAACCCGCUUUGUUCCCAUGUGACUGCCGGCUGGUUAGUUCUCCCUCGCUUUCCACGGUGGGAACGUCCCUCCAGUUUCCCUCCCUAAAGAGCCACCUUCCUUAAUCCUGGUUCGGUUGCCUGUAACUGGGGCCGCUGUAGUUGCUCGAGGCAGAAAGGAAUCGAACGCAGGAAAUGAGGUGACCCCAGAGCCACGGGAAGGCUGGCGCGGCAGGCUGGGGACAGACCCCCACGGAGGACGCUUCGCACCGCACCGUGGUGCCGGCCGUCCCUGCCGUGACCAGGAGGCUGCUGAGUGGCUGCUGCCCCACGGUUUCAAUUUCGAGCCGGAUACUUCCCAUCCGCCUCUCCAGAUGCCUCGCCAGCGUUUUCCGCGCUGGCCUCCCGGACUGCGUCCGUGCGCUGCCUUGCCUCUGGCUUCUGUUUAGACUUGGCCGGUGGGAGGCCCCGGCAGGAGGGAGCGUGGGGGAGAGUGAGCGAGGUCGGGGGGUUUGUACUCCAGGGCCGCCCCUCUGCAGGGCCACCAGGGUCGGAGGGCCCCUCUACCACACCCCUGGCUGGUGGAUCUUUCUCUCUGGGCUCUGGUGUCCACUCUGGCCUCUGCCCCGUCGGGCCCUGAGUUCGUGAUAACUCGCUCAUGUCGCUAGUCUUGGGCUGCGGCACUGUCUCUUCUGUGUUCCCUUAACCCGGCCCCGGUAGGCGCUUUGUCCGACACGCUUCAGUUUCCCUGCGUGGAUGGGCCAUCUCUGCCGGGACGUGGCCGUGCACCUGGCCCGGGAAGCAGGGGACGCAGGGCCACGCCGUGCCCGCCACACCUGCCCCAGCAAAGCGUGCAGCUGCCCGUCCCCACCAUGCUGCAAACUGCCUCUGCCUCUUAGGCUGGUACCUCUGUGAGCGGCGACAAUAGUACCUGCCUCGGAGGCUGGUCCCAGUAAACUUAAAGGCCUUAAGGGGCGCCUGGGUGGCUCAGUCCACUGAGCGUCGGACUUCAGCUCAGGUCGUGAUCUCACGGCUCGUGAGUUCGCCAGCUCCCCAUGGCGGGGAGGUGGGGGUCCCUGGCCUCAGUGGCUGGCUUGGCUGGGGCUGCCACUUGGAGAUGGGGAGACCACGAGGGACUGCUGGGGUUGCGAGGCGGGGAGGGGAGAGGGAGAGAAGGAAGAAACGGCAGCAUCGCGUCUCCUGGGAGGCAUCUGAGGGCCCGGAGGUGUGGCUGGGUGGUUGGCGCUCGGGGGGCAGAGCUUUCCGUCGGGGCCGUGGAGGCACCAGGCCCUGAGGCCCAGCGAGGAGGAAGCUCCCUGCAGACGCAGCCCAGCAGGCCCUGCGGAAGCCACAGGCCCGGAGGAAGAGAAAAGAAGAGGUACCUGCCACCCACCUCGCGGGGGGACCCCAAAUUUGAAGCGCUGCAGGAGGUGCUGAUGGAGUGGAUCAAUGCCAAGCUCCUCCCGGAGCACAUCGUGGUCCGCAGCCUGGAGGAGGACAUAUUCGAUGGGCUCAUCUUGCACCACCUUUUCCAGAUGCUGACCGGGCUCCGGCUGGACGUGGAGGAGAUGGCUCUCACGGCCCCCAACCAGAGGCGCAAGCUGGAGGCCGUCCUGGAGGCAGUCAACCGCAGCCUUCAGGCAGAAGAUCAGCCGCUCAAGUGGAGCGUGGACGCCAUCUUCAACAAGGACCUGCUGGCCACCUUGCAUCUCCUCGUGGCCCUGGCCAAGCGCUUCCAGCCCGACCUACCCCUCCCGACCAAUGUCCAGGUGGAGGUGGUCACCAUGGAGAGCACCAAAAGUGGUCUGAAGUCGGAGAAGUCGAUGGAACAGCUCACUGAAUGCAGCACAGACAAGGACCCAGCUACCAAGGACGUCUUUGAUGAAUUAUUUAAACUGGCUCCGGAGAAAGUGAACGCUGUGAAAGAGGCCAUUGUGAACUUUGUCAACCAGAAGCUGGAUCGCCUGGGCCUGUCUGUGCAGAAUCUGGACACCCAGUUUGCAGAUGGGGUCCUCUUACUCUUGCUGAUUGGACAACUAGAAGGCUUCUUCCUGCACUUGAAGGAGUUCCACCUCACUCCAACCUCUCCUGCGGAAAUGCUGCACAAUGUCACCCUGGCCCUGGAGCUGCUCAAGGACGAAGGCCUGCUCAGCUACCCCAUCAACCCCGAAGACAUCGUGAACAAGGACACCAAGAGCACGUUGCGUGUCCUCUACAGCCUGUUUCGCAAGCACAAACUGAAAGAAAACGCAGACAGCACGCCCCGUGGAUCCCCGAAUUAACUGUCACUGCCCCCCCAAAGCUGCUUCUCUGAGCCUGCUUGCAGGACCCAAGGGAGGGCCCGAGGGCCACAGAGGGACCUCCCCCACCAUACAGCCCGCUGCCCUCUGUUUCCCUGUGUGUCUGUGGCACGCCUGCCCCUUCCCGCCAUCCCUGAUCUGUGUUUCCAUCCGAAUACCUUUGAAUUCACUAGGCCUGGAUCUGUUUUGAACCAA
Molecule: messenger RNA, 2693 nt
Organism: Leopardus geoffroyi (Geoffroy's cat)
Lineage: Eukaryota; Metazoa; Chordata; Mammalia; Carnivora; Felidae
Gene: PARVG
Product: parvin gamma
Exons: 12
Coding region: 1254-2480 (408 amino acids)
Biological process (GO): establishment or maintenance of cell polarity; actin cytoskeleton organization; substrate adhesion-dependent cell spreading
Cellular component (GO): actin cytoskeleton; focal adhesion; cytoplasm
Molecular function (GO): actin binding
Source: RefSeq, a predicted model, not a curated record